AUGGAAGAAUCUACAUCUAUUAACAUUGGAGGUAUCAAUGAUGAGAUACCAAUGUCAACAAUAAGUUCACCUCAGAUAUCCUCUAAAAAUGAUGAUACAAAGAUUGAUGUAUUCAAAUCCACAUUUGAGAAUAAGAUGGACUUUACGUUCCAUGAUAUCAAUCAUCAUGUUACAAUCAAGGAGAAGGGGAAGGGUAGGAAGAAGAUAACAAUGGAUAAACAGAUAUUACACAAUGUCAAUGGACUUGUUAAAGCUGGUGAGAUGAUGGCAAUUAUGGGUCCAUCAGGUGCUGGAAAGACAACAUUGUUGGAUAUCCUUGCACAUAGAAUAUGUAUCAAUGGCACUGGAGAGAUGAUGUUAAAUGGUACACCAGCCACAUAUAAAAUAUUCAAAAGGAAUAUUGGCUAUGUCACCCAACAUGACACCCUGUCCCCAUCAAUGACAGUGAGGGAGACACUUAGUUUCUAUGCCCAACUCAAGAUGCAAAGAGAUAUCCCUUUGCAGGAGAAGUUGAUAAAGGUGGAGGAGAUUAUUGGUGAGAUGGGAUUGAAGAGAUGUGCCAAUACAUUGGUUGGUAAUGAUAAGAUCAGAGGUAUAUCUGGAGGUGAAAGGAGGAGAGUGACAAUUGCUAUAGAGUUGUUGACUGGACCUAGUAUCCUGUUCUUGGAUGAGCCCACAAGUGGAUUGGAUGCAUCAACAUCAUUGAGUGUGAUCAAGGCCAUUAGAAGACUGGCCAACUCUGGUCGUACAAUCAUAUGUACGAUCCAUCAACCUAGAUCAAACAUAUUUGAUCUAUUUGACAAGUUACUCCUAUUGGCCGAGGGCUCAACCAUAUACUACGGCUUCACAUCCAGUGCCGUGACCUACUUCAAUCAACUUGGAUAUGAGUGCAAGGACACUGUCAACCCAGCUGACUUCUUCAUGGACUUGAUCAACACUCAGAUUGAGGACGAGAAUGAUGACUCCCCACCAACAUUCACUUAUGAUGAUGGAUCGGAGGAUAAGAAAAAGAGGAGAUUAACAACGGAGGAGGUGGCAAGAUUGAAGAGGUAUUAUGUCCAGAGUAAGCAGAACCAGUACUUGGUCAAUACUUUGGAGGAGAUAAAGAAGUCAUCAGCAGGAAAUGAGUUGUCCUAUCACAAACACAAGAAGGCCAAUGGAUUGACUCAAUUCAAACUGUUGCUACACCGUGAGUUAUUGAACCUCAAGAGGAAUCCAAUGUCCAAUCGAGUCCAAAUAAUGUCAUCCAUCAUGAAUGGAUUAUUAUGUGGACUUGUGUUCUACCAACUUGGCGUCGGACAAUCGACCAUCCAAUCCAGGACUGGUGUACUCGCCUUCAUUAUCAUGGGUAUCGGUUUCCCAUUCGUAAUGCUCACAAUCCAAGUUUUUCCAGAGAUUAUAACAAUAUUCAUGAAAGAUAGAGCAUCAGGAGUAUAUACUACACUACCAUUCUUCAUUGCCAAGUCCACUAUUGACUGUGUCAUUGCAGUCAUUUGCCCAAUCAUUAUGGGCACUAUAGUAUACUGGAUGUCAAAUGAGCGUGUGUAUCCAUUCUACGCCGCAGCACCAUUCUUCAAGUUCCUCUUGGUCCUCGUGAUGGCCAGUCAGAUCUCACUGUCAAUGGGUGUAUUGAUAUCCAGUGCCGUACCCUCAGUUGCCGUUGGAACAAGUGUAGGACCACCAUUUGUAAUUUUCUUCUUUCUGUUCAGUGGCUUCUUCAUCAACUUGAGCGAUGUGCCAAGUGGAUGGAUCUGGGCACCCUACAUCAGUUACUUCAAAUAUGUGAUUGAGGCAGCAGUCGUCAACGAGUUUGAGAAUGUUACAUUCACAUGUACUGCCAGUCAACAGAUUGGCGGAGUGUGUCCUACCCAGACCGGCCAACAACUGAUCGAUCACAUGAACUAUGAUGUCAACAGCUACUGGCGCAACAUAUGGAUCUGUGUGCUAUUCAUCAUUGGCUUCCGAGCGAUGACAUAUGGUGUCCUUUCAUUCAAGAGUCGACCGAUCAAGUUCACAAAGUCUGUCACCAAGAACCAUUAA
This is a messenger RNA of Acytostelium subglobosum LB1, 2040 nucleotides long. RefSeq lists its product as hypothetical. The transcript has 6 exons. The record is from RefSeq and is a predicted model, not a curated record. Gene Ontology annotation, cellular component: membrane. The coding region runs from base 1 to 2040 and encodes 679 amino acids. Gene Ontology annotation, molecular function: ATP hydrolysis activity; ABC-type transporter activity; ATP binding. NCBI's taxonomy places the organism in Eukaryota, Evosea, Eumycetozoa, Acytosteliales, Acytosteliaceae.